Messenger RNA from Striga asiatica, 936 nucleotides. NCBI's taxonomy places the organism in Eukaryota, Viridiplantae, Streptophyta, Magnoliopsida, Lamiales, Orobanchaceae. The record is from the annotation of a GenBank genome assembly.
AUGGCGUUCUUCUUUUCUGAAAUGACGCUCAUCCCGUCUUUUGGAUUGAGCACUGUGACAUUGCACAUAUAUCGGGCCACAGUGGCGGCGGGCAACUAUCCCGGAAGGUACGGGAUAUCGUACCCGUGUUUGACCUCGUCGGAUGUGUCGGCAUCGCAGAGUCUUCGAGCCAUCGUCGUCGACUCUUUGUUUUCCGCAGGCAGCUUUGAGGUGGGGCAUCUCGGGUUGCUUAUGCUCCAGCAGAACAAAUUUGUUCUCCGGCUAUUUCCAUAUGCCGUGUUUGAGAUCAGCUCGGAAUACUCGGCAGGGAAAAGCAAUAGCAAUAUCCGGCGACAAAGGAAUUCAGAUCAUUGUUGCACAGAUGGAGUGGCCGGAAGACAAGAGAGACUUACGGAGAGGCAAGAAGCUGGCAUCUGGACAAAGUCUCUCUUGUCUUCCGGCCACUUCAUCUGUGCAACAAUGAUCCGAAUUCCUUUGUCGUCGGAUAUUGCUAUUGCUUUUCCUACAAAGCUAACAAUAGUCUCAAAUGCAUUUCGGUCCCCCUGGUGGAUCACAUACCCUGCCGAGUAUUCCAAGCUGAUCUCAAACACGGCAUAUGGAAAUAGCCGGAGAACAAAAGGCUUGUUCUGCUGGAGCAUCUCUAAUAUGGGCCUUAUUACAAGCAACCGAGAUGCCCCACCUCAAAGCUGCCUGCGGAAAACAAAGAGUCGACGACGAUGGCUCGAAGACUCUGCGAUGCCGACACAUCCGACAAGGUCAAACACGGGUACGAUACCCCGUACCUUCCGGGAUUCGGCAACUAGUUGCCCGCCACCACUGUGGCCCGAUAUAUAUGUGCAAUGUCACAGUGCUCAAUCCAAAGGACGGGAUGAGCGUCAUUUCAGAAAAGAAGAACGCUCUCACCUCCCCGAUGCCAAUGGAAUAUUGUCGAAAUAG